Molecule: messenger RNA, 735 nt
Organism: Aspergillus viridinutans
Lineage: Eukaryota; Fungi; Ascomycota; Eurotiomycetes; Eurotiales; Aspergillaceae
Exons: 3
Coding region: 1-735 (244 amino acids)
Source: RefSeq, a predicted model, not a curated record
AUGGUUUCCACAAGACAUCAUCCCCGCGAGUUCCCAUCGCCAUCGCGUGCCAGGUCCAGGUCAAAAUCUCCAGGGCCGUCAGCCAACGGAAUUGCCACCAGACGAUCGGUGCACACCCCAUCAACAGCUGUGACCUUGUGGCUUCUGGUCUCGAUUCCCCUGGUCCUAUGGGAUUCAGGUUACGUGUUGUUGCGACCGCAUUCCAUGCCGGGUCACAAGCUGCAUUCGCCUGUUUGGACCCCGUACGCACUCUAUGGGACAAUUGACUAUAUCUAUGGCUGGCCGGCAUUCAACGCUCGGAAUGGUUUUACCGCCGCGCAGACUGUCUUAAACCUUGUUGAGUCAGCGGCUUAUCUCUACUACCUCUUCAUCAUCUAUAAAUAUGGAGUAACAAUGACUUCCGGCGGACGUGGAAAACAGCGCAAGACUCGUAAGGGUUUCUUGUGGAUGUUGAAGGGCGACAAAGUCGUGUCUGGGCGCACUGGAGCGACGGCUCUCCUCGUAGCCUACAGUGCCUCCAUCAUGACUUUGAGUAAAACGAUCCUUUACUGGCUGAACGAAGCUUUCUCCGGAUUCGCCAACAUUGGACACAAUGAUGCGUUCACAUUGAUUACGAUGUGGAUCAUUCCUAAUGGGCUCUGGAUUGCUUUUCCUAGCUACAAUAUAUAUACCUUGGGGAAGGAGAUACUGGCCGCUCUUGAGACUUCCGCACCCGCUUCGCGGACGAAGUCUUGA